UGUGUGUGACGUCACAGAGCCUUUGGCGCGAUGUGCUACAAAUUUGAAAAUCCGAAGGCGGACACACACUGUUUGUCCACAGACGGGACGAAAAGACAUAAAAACAAGUGGACAAACUUUGGUCCUCGACCGGCGACAUUGCGGCGGACGGGAAAGCGACUACCAACAAAAUGUCGUGGGACUUUUUCCUGCCCGUUUGUGUGGGCGACCUGGUCAAGUCUGGAGGAAUAAACCAAUACGUCGUGCAAGAUGUGGUCUCCCCGAAACAGCUCCCGUCCUAUCUUAGCAGAUUCAAGGCAGCAUUGAGAAGCCAAGGGCCUUUGUGCAUUCUAGAACACUUUGACACAGCAUACAGUGUAUUACAGCAUACCCACUCAGUGGAUUUGAGUGUGAAGGAGGACACACUGGAAUUGCUGGUGCAAGUUGUUAACAGCCUGGCGACUUCCCUACCCGUCCUGCUUCUCUCCACCUCUGUCUCGGCGGCAGAGCGUAAGGAAAAGCUCAACGCUGUUAAGAUGAGUGUAUUCCUUCUCUGCAAAAUCACAGAGUACCUCGAAAGUGACUCCUACAGGCAGAGCAUUAUCACGACAUCUGGAAAGAGUGGUAAAAAGACCAAAACUGGCGAGCGACUUUUGCAGUGGGACAGUGAAAGGGACAGUGUUCUUCAGGCCCUCGUGCAGCUCCUCCAGUUGGAUAUCCGUUCCCUCUGGAACCUCUCUCUGGUAGAGGAAGAGUUUAUCAGCUGCGUGACCUGUUGUUGCUACAAACUACUCGAGAAUCCGACCAUCAGUCACGUCAAGAGCAAACCCACCAGAGAUGGUAUUAUCCAUUUGCUUGGAGUGCUGAUCAAGAAGUACAAUCACCUCCUUGGCGCAAGUGUGAAGGUGAUCCAGUUGCUGCAGCAUUUUGAGCAGUUGUCAUCUGUCUUUGCGCAAGCUGUGUGCGUGUGGAGUACAGAAUAUGGAAUGAGAGCAAUCAUAGGAGAAGUAAUAAGGGAGAUUGGCCAAAAGUCAAGCGAAGAGCUUGCCAGAGAGGGGUCAGGGGUCAAAGCAUUUGCUGCUUUCCUCUCUGAACUUGGUGCUUUGUUACCAGAAUUACUGAUCCCCAACAUUAGUGUGCUUAUUACCCACCUGGAAGGAGAGAGCCACACAAUGCGCGUGGCCGUGUGUGAGGUACUGGGAGAGAUCCUGAUGCAUGUCCUGUGCGGCGACAAGCUGGACGAGUCCGGAAAGGCUGACCGGGACCGCUUCUUUGACACGCUGCAGGAGCAUCUGCACGACACGCACUCCCAUGUCAGAGCGCGCGUAUUGCAAGUGUACACGCGUAUUGUCAACAGCAAAGCAUUGCCGCUUUGUCGCUACAGUGAGGUGAUGAGUCUCGCUGUUGGGCGCCUGAUGGACAAAUCCAUCAAUGCUGUGAAGAGCGCCAUCCAGCUGCUGGCAGCCUUCAUAGCACACAACCCCUACAGCUGCAAGUUGAGCAGCGCCGAUCUGAAAAAACCUUUGGAGAAAGAGAUGGCUAAGCUCAAAGAGAUUAAAGAUAAACUGAUGGAGAAGACACCAGUGCCUGUCAUUAAAGCGUCAGAGCUGUGGGAUGCCAUGGAACCUGAGUUGCACGUCACUGUCCUGUCUGAGCUGGACCUGUUCGGUGAUGCUGAGAGGAAGAAACCUAAAGACGAUGAUGAUGAGAAUGUGGUGGAUGACGACAGGGCCACAGCAGUGAUGAUAGCUCAGUACCUGCGGGUAAACAAGUACAGGAAUGCGGUGCGUCUUUGUGUAAAAGCCCACAGUUGCUUCCCCAAAUCGGAGAUGUUUGCUGCCCUGUCUACUCUCACUCCAGAGACUCUAAUGAACACGCUGGCUCUGCUCUUCAAAGGGUCUGAUAAGGAUUCUUCUGAGCCCAGCCACAGCUUGCCUCCCACUCCACAGAAGGAGGGCGAUCAAGAGGCAGACGAUGCAGAGCUGAAGAAGCAGGAGAUGUUGGUGCAGUACCUGAGAGAUACAGAAACAUUCGCCCUUCAAGUGGAGAGGGCCAUCUCUGUCAUCAACUCCAUGCUCUACUGGAAAACCACUUCAGUGGUUCAGGAGGCAGUGCAGUUUUGCGUUGCGGUGUGCGAGUUCAGUGUUGCCAACUCUCUCAGCGGAGUAAGGAAGAUGUUGCCAUUGGUUUGGUCGACUGACGCUGCCAUCAAAGAUGCUGUUGUCCAGGCUUACAGGCGCCUCUAUCUCAACCCCCAAGGAGAGACCACCAGGAUGAAAGCUCAGACUCUUGUGGAUAGUCUUUCUGAACUGAUGGUGGAUGCAUCUCUGGGAACAAUUCAGUGUCUUGAGGAAAUUGUGCAGGAGUUUUUUGGCAGUGGCAGCAGUUUGGAGUCGACUGUUGUGCAGGUUUUAUGGGAAAGGUUUACUGGUAAAACUGAAACCUCUGCUCUGUGCAGGCGAGCUGCAGUGCUUCUGCUAGGCAUGGCUACACGAGCUGAAAGGGAGGUGGUCCUCAGUAAUUUGGACACUCUUUGUUCUGUGGCUUUGGGGGAAAAAGUGACUGAGGACUUUCUUUUGGCAAGGGACACCAUUAUCACCAUCUGCAACAUAACCGACCACAUUAGGCAAUCCAGAGGUGCACCGUUCAGACUGCCUCAGGAACAUCAGCUCUUCACCUGCCUCACACAUGCAAUCGCUGAAGGUGCCAUGAUGGAGGACACUCACUGGCAGAGCUUCAUGGAGCAAGCCGUCCGCCUCAUCUACUUUCUGGCUGAAUGCCCCGACCAGCUGUGCUCUCGGCUGCUCCAGCGCACCACCCGACUUCUUUUAGAUCAAGUUGCAGAAGGCCAACAGGUCAACAACGAUGGCAAUCAAAUACAAGAUGAUGAAGAGUCUGGUGAACAAGUGAACAGUGUGUGUCUGGCUCAGUUGCUGGCCCUGUGCGGUUCUGUGGCCUUCUGGCAGGUGUCUCACCUUGAGCGUAGUGUAAGCAGUGAGCUGCGAAGGCGCAGAGGAGAGACUGAGGAGAGGGAGGAAAAGGAAAAGGGCCCAUCCAGCAAAGUUAAGCAAACAAUCAAUGACAGCACAAUGGAGGAGGAUCUGGGCUUAGUCGGCGCCUCUGCAGAAGACACAGAGGCCGAGCUCAUCCGCAAGAUCUGUGAGACGGAAUUACUGGCUGAGGAGAACCUCUUGUGUGCGUUUCUUCCCUUGCUAGUGAAAGUCUGCAGCUCCCCUGGACGCUAUUCCCACCCACAGCUCACCACUGCUGCUUGUUUGGCCCUGUCACAGUACAUGAUGAUUAGUCCGUCCGUUUGCGAGGAGCAUUCCCGGCUAAUGUUUACAGUACUGGAGCGCUCUGCUCUUCCUGUCGUCAGGGCCAAUGCCAUCAUUGCCCUGGGAGAUCUCACCGUCCGCUUCCCUAACAUUUUAGAGCCCUGGACACAGAAUUUAUAUGCAAGGCUCAGUGACGAGGUUCCCUCAGUGAGGCAGACAGCCGUGACGGUGCUGACACAAUUGGUGCUUAAGGAUGUUCUUAAGGUCAAGGGUCAAGUCAGUGAAGUGGCCGUGCUGCUAAUUGACCCCGAGCCUCACAUUGCCAGCCUGGCCCUCAACUUCUUCAAUGAGCUGGCCACCAAGGAUAAUGCAAUUUACAACCUGCUUCCGGACAUCAUCAGUCGUCUAUCCGACCCUGAGAGAGGCAUGAGCUCUGAGGACUUCAACACCAUCAUGAAGCAGCUCUUCUCCUACAUCACCAAAGAGAGGCAGACCGAGUCUCUGGUGGAGAAACUUUGUCAUCGCUUCAGGACUGCCAGGACGGAGCGUCAGUGGUGUGACUUAGCCAUCUCUCUGUCCCUGCUGUCCAUGUGUGAGCGUGGCUUCAAGAGGCUGCAGGAGUGCUGGGAGUGUUACAGUGACAAGCUGACUGAGCCCGGCGUUUAUCAGCCCCUGCUCGCCAUCACUGCCAAGCUGCGACGCGGUGCCAAGCUCCAAUUCAAGAGCCAAGUAGACGAGUUCGAGAAGCGGCUGACGGCGGUCCACACACGCGGCUUGGAGAAUGUGGAAAGUCCUGAUAUGAAUGAAGAGGACCAAAAAGAGGGACAAUCUUCUGAUAAGACACUUAUGCGGAAGUCUAAGAGAGGUAAAUCAAAGCAGUCAGUUUGCAGCCGCGAUGACAGUUUUGUGACUCCUCGAAAAACUCGCAAGUCAAAGAAACCUGCUAUUACUUUCUCCAGUGAUGAGGAGGAGGACGAAGAGGAUGCUGUUUUGACGGAGAGCGAGACCCCUAAAGUCACCACGCCAAUUUCCCGCACAUCUCGCCGAUCUCGCCUCAGAAACUGAUUUUACUUUGUUUGUUUUUUAAUACUGUCUCUUUUAAAAAUCCUUUUAUUGUUCAACAUUUUUCAUAUUUUACUUGUGUUUGUUUUUAGAUAACCUUGUAUAUUUUUUAAACUGUCAUUUUUGCUUAGCAAGCACCGAUUUAAUUAUGUGCAGAGAAGUUGGAGUCAGGACAUAAUUGUAAUAAACCCGCACCAGGUGUGGUUGGUUCAAAA
Nerophis lumbriciformis (worm pipefish) is the source of this 4531-nucleotide messenger RNA. It is a transcript of the gene ncapd2, whose product is annotated as non-SMC condensin I complex, subunit D2. Gene Ontology annotation, molecular function: histone binding. The record is from RefSeq and is a predicted model, not a curated record. NCBI's taxonomy places the organism in Eukaryota, Metazoa, Chordata, Actinopteri, Syngnathiformes, Syngnathidae. Gene Ontology annotation, cellular component: nucleus; condensed chromosome, centromeric region; condensin complex. Gene Ontology annotation, biological process: mitotic chromosome condensation; mitotic cell cycle; meiotic chromosome condensation.